Molecule: messenger RNA, 1423 nt
Organism: Austrofundulus limnaeus
Lineage: Eukaryota; Metazoa; Chordata; Actinopteri; Cyprinodontiformes; Rivulidae
Product: guanine nucleotide-binding protein G(I)/G(S)/G(O) subunit gamma-12
Biological process (GO): G protein-coupled receptor signaling pathway
Cellular component (GO): heterotrimeric G-protein complex
Molecular function (GO): G-protein beta-subunit binding
Source: RefSeq, a predicted model, not a curated record
UUGUGAGCUGCCCAGGAUGUCUUCGAAGCUUCACAGCUCCAAUAACAUCAACCACGCCCGGCGGAUGGUGCAGCAGUUGAGAAUGGAGGCGAGCCGUGAGAGGAUAAAGGUGUCCAAAGCCUCUGCAGACCUUAUGAACUACUGCCACGAGCAUGCCAGAACCGACCCUCUCCUUGUGGGCAUCCCCACCUCAGACAAUCCCUUCAAGGACAAAAAACCCUGCAUUAUUUUGUAGUGAACGCUUCUUAAUGCCUUUAUGUGUUUGUUUUUUCUGCUUAUUAAUGUUGCUGCGUCCUUUUUGUGGAAGGAGUGUGGAUGGAUGAUGAUCCAAUCAUCUUAACCUUUUUAAUUUUCUUUCAGCCAAGAGAGUUGUGUGUUUGUAUUCUUCACUCAGACUACUGACGUGCCACUGUUCAGUUCGGACCGCUUCACUAAACUGUGGCUGCAMGAAUUUUGAUCCCAUCAGGUGUUUUUUUAUGUCAAGUUUUUGAUGCUCAGCAAUGGAUUUACAGUUUCACCUCCAGUGGGCAGUGACUGUUAUAGUCUCCCUAGUUUACCUUAAAAACAAACCAACAACCAAAGUUUUCCACCUGACCUCUGAAGUCCAAUCACUUCAGGUGAAUAACAAUCACUUCACAAUACAAACCCGUCUGUUAUGCAGUUUAGAUCACGGAAUUCAUGGAGCCAUUGCUGCCAAAUGUUACCAUGAUGUAUUUUUUUGGUGAAGAAACACCUGGUGUUUUAAUACAUAAAGUCAUUCCUAAGAGUUUUAAUCCAGUCUCAGCUGUAGCAGAGAUUUAAAUUUAAAUGUUGAAUUAAACAGACAAUCCUCAUCUGUUUAAUUCAACAUUUCCUGCUUGCAGCUUGAUCUGCACAGAGUCAAGUUUGUUUUAUACGUCGAGUCGCGCACCUUCCCCCUGCUGAGUGACAAAAACUGUGUAACUUCUGUCMGCUCUCCUGCUGRUAUCCCCCGGUAACAGCAGUCGUGAGCAUUGCCUCCAACUCUGAGAUGUGGACCUUGCGGCUCYGAGCGUGUGAUUGGUCGGAACUUUGUGGGUGUGUUUGUUCUUCAGGAGCAAGCAGAGGUCCAGAGCAGGACUCAAAGGUUUUCCUCUGCAGACUCUUCACCCAACACAACACUGAUCACUGAGUGAUAAAAACACAAUAACCAGUCAUCAUUAUUGUUGUUUAUAAACUUACAUGAGCUACGAUCAUUUAUGUCCUGCCACUACAUCUCCAGCACGUUUAUACUCUUGUCAGGAAAAAUACGUCAGAUUUUUUGUCACUCAGCAGGGGAACACAUGUGACUGGAAGUAUUUAAGGUUUCUCUAAAGGUUUACGACCCCUGCAUGCGAAGCGUAAGCGGGAGUCAUAUUGUUUUCGUACUGUUUUUUUUUCAGUGAGUUUUGGUCAGCUGUAGCAC